UUGUCAAGCUCUUCUCAUCUAUACUUACUUGACAUGGCUAUUUCUAAAAUAACCCUUGGAAUCAUAUUUUUACUUCUCGGGCUCACUGAUACGUUAUCUCCUGUAUCGAAUAAUUGCAAGUUCCCGGCAGUUUAUAACUUUGGAGAUUCGAAUUCUGAUACCGGAGCUAUUUCUGCGGCCAUCGGAGAGGUUCCUCCACCUAAUGGCGUUGCCUUUUUUGGAAGAUCCGUCGGACGACAUUCUGAUGGCCGUCUCAUUAUAGAUUUCAUUACUGAAAAUCUCACGUUACCGUAUCUAACACCGUACUUGGAUUCUGUUGGAGCUAAUUACCGGCAUGGUGCUAAUUUUGCGACUGGUGGUUCUUGCAUCCGCCCCACGGUUGCUUGUUUUAGCCCAUUCCAUCUUGGGACUCAAGUGUCACAAUUCAUUCACUUCAAGACUCGUACCUUGUCUCUCUACAACCAAACCAAAGGAAAAAGUCCAUUUUGUAGAGGAGUCCUUGCACGGCCCAAAGAUUUCUCAAAGGCUCUUUAUAUAUUGGAUAUCGGCCAGAACGACCUUGCGGUUGGGUUCCAAAACAUGACAGAGGAACAACUCAAAGCAACUAUACCUACAAUCAUCGAAAACUUCACCAUUGCCUUAAAAUUGUUGUACAAAGAAGGAGCAAGGUUCUUCUCAAUUCAUAACACCGGGCCGACAGGUUGUUUACCGUACCUUUUGAAAUCUUUUCCCGCUACACCGCGAGAUCAGUACGGUUGUUUGAAGCCUCUUAACAAUGUGGCCGUUGAGUUCAACAAGCAACUCAAGUACAAAAUAUCCGAACUAAACAAGGAGUUACCUUCUUCUCUCUUUACUUAUAUUGACGUCUACACAGCCAAAUACAACUUGAUCAUCAAAGCAAUAAAUAUCGGUGUUGUGGAUCCAUUUGAUUAUUGUUGCGUUGGGGCGAUCGGACGCGGAAUGGGAUGUGGGAAAACAAUAUUUCCAAAUGGGACAGAACUUUAUAGUACUUCCUGCAAAAACCCUACAAAUUUCAUAAGUUGGGAUGGUAUACAUUACACCGAAACUGCGAAUAUGCUUAUCGCAAACCGGAUCCUCGAUGGUUCGAUAUCAGAUUCACCUCUCCCAACACAAAAAGCUUGCAAGCUGACGAAAACUUAAAUUUCCAAUAUAUGAACUAAUGAAUGUAAACUACAUAUACUAGUUUUUAUUGCUUUCUAAUAAUUAAACCAAUAUUCGAUUCAAAAAACCUUUUCUUAUUUUGUUGGUUUGCAUAGUGACAACUUCUUGAUUCGGUGGGACGU
This is a messenger RNA of Camelina sativa (false flax), 1304 nucleotides long. NCBI's taxonomy places the organism in Eukaryota, Viridiplantae, Streptophyta, Magnoliopsida, Brassicales, Brassicaceae. The record is from RefSeq and is a predicted model, not a curated record.